This is a messenger RNA of Uranotaenia lowii, 1734 nucleotides long. RefSeq names its product chymotrypsin-like protease CTRL-1. The transcript has 3 exons. Bases 169 to 1635 code for a protein of 488 amino acids. The record is from RefSeq and is a predicted model, not a curated record. Gene Ontology annotation, biological process: proteolysis. Gene Ontology annotation, molecular function: serine-type endopeptidase activity. NCBI's taxonomy places the organism in Eukaryota, Metazoa, Arthropoda, Insecta, Diptera, Culicidae.
UUGUCAUUGUUUGCAAACAGCUAUUGGGAAACAAAUCCUUCUCAAAAUGUAUUCGGCUCGUGGCAGGUGCCUUCAUUUGCUCUAACGAUUUUAUUCGUGUUUUCGGUUUGGUGUUUUGGUGUUGGUUUUUAUCGCAAGAUUUUAUCAAAAAAUUUAAAAGCAUAAACAAUGCGAUCCCUUAGCUAUAACGUUUUGAUUAUAUUUGUCGUAAUCAAUGCACUUUUUGGCUGUUUCGAGGCCAGAUUUCUCCCAUCGCCUUGCCCUGAUACGUUCAGCUAUCAGAUUGAUCCGAGAACCAAUGCUGUUUACGGACUCAUAGAGGUAAAAAAUCUUCAGAUGGGCAAAGUUGCCAAACUCAUCGUUGAUCUAUCGAUCGCCAUGCAUUUGCCUAAGACGAAUGUUGGAUCGAUCGCGCUGGUGAAGUCACGUGAGUCCACCUUCAACGAUAUCAUCCAAGGUCUGCCGAUCCAGUACCGGGUAAACUUUCCCGUUCAACAUAUUUUGCCGGCAGUGGUUUCGAUUUCUCUGAACGGGCAAACCAUCUGCAGCGGCUAUCGAACGUCCCAGGGCCGAGUGAUAACGACGAUCAAUCUCGAGCACACCCUGUACUCGCAGCUGCAGUCGCAGAAACUUUCCCAGGUUGCCGGAGAGUUUCUCUACCCGGAUCUCGUGGCGGAUGGUGGAGUCGAGAUGGAUCUAUCGAUGCCCUCGAAGUUUGCCCCGAUACAGACCAGAUUUGAUGGCCCGAAAACGCUGCUGAGACCUCCGCUGUUCGCGACCUUCAAACCCUCGAGACCAGGGCUUGUUAGUCCCGUUCGAAGUACUGCCUCGCCACCGACUUCAAACUACGCAUGUGGUAAGCCGUCGAGUUCCUUCGCCCAGCGGCUGACCAUCAAUGGCGAGCUGGUUGACAAGGGACAGUUCCCGUGGAACGUUCCGCUAUUCGAUCGGGACCAUCCGCACAGUCCCAAGUUUGUCUGCGGCAGCACGAUCAUCACCCGGCGGCAUUUGAUCACGGCUGCGCACUGUGUGUUCGAUAUUGACGAUUUCAUCCGGCCAGAACGGAUUCUGGCGAUACCGGGAAUGUACAACAUCGACAACUUCUUCGAGGAGAACGCCAAACUGGCCGACGUCGAAGCAAUCAUAGCGCACGACGAGUAUGUCCCCGAUGACGAUCUGAACGAUGCGGACGUGGCCGUGCUGAGGUUGGUGGACCCCUUGGAGUACUCGGACUAUAUCAUUCCGAUCUGUCCGUGGCAGGGUGAGAACGAUCUCAACAAAAUCGUCGGCCAAGAGGGGUAUGUGGCUGGCUGGGGAUUGGUCGAUACGGGAAGUACCUCGGUUCCGACCUACAUCCGUACGACGAUCGUUGACCGCAGACAGUGCAACUUGAAUCUGCUGCGAAUGUAUCCACGCAACGCGAGGCUUUUCUGUGCCGACGGUCGUGGAUCGGCUCCGUGUAAUGGAGAUUCCGGCAGUGGAUUGGUGCUGAAACGAGGAAAUCAAUACUUCCUGCGGGGUGUGGUAUCGAAGGGUCUGAUCGAUCCUAACACGCUGAAAUGUGACGCCAGCAAGUUCGCCAUCUACACCGACAUAGCUCUGUUUCGGUUCUGGCUCAAGAAGGUUACACGGUAGCCUUUUUGAGGGGAGGCCACAGAGCCGCUCAGGCGCCUACAUAAUUUUAUGCAUUUUACAGCGUUUCAGCGAAAUUUUUAAAACUGAGUAAUAAAUUGU